This is a messenger RNA of Phymastichus coffea, 3865 nucleotides long. RefSeq names its product protein 60A-like. Gene Ontology annotation, biological process: SMAD protein signal transduction. Lineage: Eukaryota; Metazoa; Arthropoda; Insecta; Hymenoptera; Eulophidae. The record is from RefSeq and is a predicted model, not a curated record. Gene Ontology annotation, molecular function: growth factor activity; cytokine activity. Gene Ontology annotation, cellular component: extracellular region. Bases 1457 to 3031 code for a protein of 524 amino acids. The transcript is spliced from 5 exons.
AAAUUUUUAUUGCUAAAAUCUCAACUUGAAACCUCAUAUAUACGCUCAUUUGCCGCUACAUGAUAGUACAUCACGUGACCGUAUCUCAUCUAAUUAGAUUACGAAUAAAAUGUUUCAACAUGGCAUCCAUCACUUUUUUAUAAAAGGGAAGAUGUUACAAUACUUUCAUUAUAUAAACAUUCUUAUAUAUUUGAUUACAAUUAGACUUAAGCCAUCUGAUUAAAUAAUUUUGAUUUAACAUUCACUAUGGCACUGCGAAACAACCAAACAAAUUUAUUAAUUUACUUGUAUUAAUUCAACUUGUUAUCUGCUUUUCGAAAUAGUAGUUUAUACUUAUUGGGACCUAGUAAGAACUUUUUACGAUAAAUUCAUCAAGUAAAAUUUAUUACAAGUAUUACUAGAGGUAAUAUUAUAACCGUGUGAUCCUAAAUAUAAUACGCUUACUAAACGACUAAUGAUUAUAAUAAAUGUUUAAACAGCAGACGUUUCUUGACCUGGAAAUCUUGAUCGAUAAUUUUUGUUUCAUAUUUUUGAUUAAAUUAAAUAAAUCAAAAUUAUUUAGGCGCUGGCUACACAUACGAGCGUACGCAGGGGCAUGCAAGUUACUGGAAAAUGUAGUGCAGCCAAUUGUUGAAUUUGGACGAACAGUAUCAUUACUUAUUCGGAUUAAAGAAGAAAAUACUUCAGACCAUGAAUAAUCACACACAAGUUGAGGCUAUAAUUAUGUGUGUAAUCGCUUGCUUUAUAACUACUUUUUUUCAUCCCAAUUUUCGUUGGGGUCUGAUAACCGCUGCUACCGUUAGUCGCGGAGAACUAUGACCUAGAUAAAGUCGAGUAUUUGCUAGAACAAAAGCAGCAACGGCCAGACAUUUAUUACAAUCUUAUUUAUGAAUAGGUUGUAAAAAGAGACGAGGAAACGAAAGUCAGCGACAUCCUCGAGCUGCGCUUGCAUCACGGUGCCGACGUUCAGGAUUUGUUUUUGCGCGUUACAUCAGAUGCUCGACAAACCGAUAGACAAAGUUGAACGCAACAAACCAAUUGCAAUUUUGUUUAAAUUCAAACGUUUAAUAUGACGUCACCCAUAAGAAAUACAUUGUCCUCAAUUUUAAACACUUCUAAACGUUUAAAUUCAGCGGCAAUAUAUUUCUUAUGGGUGACGUCACAAUUACACGCUUGAAACGUUUAAAUUUAAACACAUAGGAUUUUAAAGUUUCGCCGUGAUAAUGUAUCAAAUAUUUGAUUAUUUGGAUAAUGGAGAUGUAGAAAUUUUGCGAAAGACUUAAAUUGUUAAGAGCUCAAACGAAAGAGAAACUUUACAUUUAUUUUACAAUAAAUCAUUAUAAGAUUAGUUUAAAAUCGAUGGUGCGAAAAUUGCAGUCAAAAGGAUUAUCGCGUUAAACGUGCCGAACGGUAUCGCUGGCUUAAUAGCCCAAUAACCGAAAUACCCAGGGGUAAAAUGGAAAGCAUUUUCCGAAUAAAAUAUCUUUGGACUAGCGAUCUUUUGGCGAUAUGCAUUUGUUUCGAGUGUAUAAAGUUAGGCCGUCUAGAUGCUGAUCCCCAUCUUGACCUUGAAGUAUCGAGAAAACAGAGAGAAUAUAAGAGACGCCGGGGAUCGCAGUACUGCCUGUAUUGCUUUAAUCUUCUUGAUUACGGCAAUUCAGCCUUGUUGAUAAACAGCUGUGUAUCUAAGAUCUCGUUUGUUCUAAGGUGCACGGCACGAAACGGGAGUUCCUCAAAUGAGCCUGAAGACAGCAGCGUAAACGCAAUAGAUAGAAUAAUACAUGGGACUUAUUUCCAAAAAUAUAGAUUCGUUUUCGUAAAAAUGUUGUACUACGAAUAUCAUUCUGUUAGUUCGUUUGAGAUGAACUAUUCUCGAAUAUCUGGCAUUCAGCUUCUACUACUAGUACUCUCAACAAUUCAGCCACUUGGAUCGUGCCAAAAGAUUGCCCGUGGCGGCAUUUACGUAGAAAACGAUGAGAAUCAAACCGUUCCUCAUCAGUUUGUUUCCCGGCGGGAGAAGCGAGCUUUUGUCAAAAAAAUUUUGAAAAUGCUCAAUUUGCCAACCAAAGUCAAUCGCUCACGCAAUGCAACUCUGCGGCUAAACAGUCCAGCUGCUCGUUUCGUACAUGACGUUUACAGAAUCAACUUGGGAAAACGUGACGAUGCAUCAUCGUUCAAAUUCACUGACGCAGACCUCAAAACAAUCAAAGAUAGCGAUGUGAUUUUAUCCUACUCGGCUCUUUCGAGGAACGGGAGUCAGGCAAAAAAUAAGUUAUGGUUUGACUUGUCCAAGAGGCCAGAGUCCAGCAACGCAUUCCGGUCAGAACUGCAAGUCUACGUGAAGCCAACUGUCGGUAGCACUUGGCGAAUUUCACUGUUCGAUUUGGAAGGUUUCGUCGACUCGAUAAACGUGACCAAAGACGGCUGGAUCAAGUUUGAUACAGGCCGAGUUUUGAGACGCUGGUUGAGUUGCGCCAAUUGCAGUUUCGAGGUACAUCUUUCAACUGUCAAUCUGGAGCACGACGAUGACGACAGCCAAGUGUUGGUACUGGACGAGCCACAGAAUAAAGCGUUUCUCGUUGGCUACUUCGUGAAGCUAUACCAUGACUCAACUCACAUGACAGAGGGGAGCAUAAGGAAACAACGCAGCACGACGACGAGGAACUACCUGGAGAAUCCGUACUCGGGAGUGUACGAAAACCAGCGUCAUCGGAAAACAAGCUGCUCGAUGUAUUGGCUUCACGUGCGUUUCAGCGAGUUGGACUUCAACAAGCACAUCGUCGAGCCGGACGGCUUCGACGCAAACUACUGCCAUGGGGAGUGCCGUUUCCCGUUAGCCGCGCACAUGAACGCCACUAACCAUGCCCUCGUGCAGACUCUCGUGCACUUUAUCGAACCGGGUCUGGCUCCCCGCGUCCUGUGCGCACCCCGCAAAUACGACGAUUUGCCCGUUUUUUACUCCCAUGAUGGAGACGAUUUCGCUUACAAGAUCUACCGCCAGAUAGUUGUGAGAGACUGUGGUUGCUGUUGAAAGUCAUACUGCGGAUGCCUAACGAUUUCAUUAGUGCAGCAGCCUUCCGACUAGUCCCAUCGGAAAAAUCACGCUACGAUUACGAGAUCAGAUUAGAAAGAGCCGAUGCAAAUCCCUAGCGAUCCUUAAUUUUUAAUUUUAAUUUUUAUAACAAAUAAGAAGACGACAAGGAAGACAAGAACGACAUUGAUGGUAAGGAGGAAUUGAUGGCAUCACAACUAAACUGGUGCGGCCCUUUCUCGUUGGAGACCGUGGAGGAGAUAAAUAGGCGCUUGCACCAAGUAGACAUCGGAAGGACCACUCUCCGGCGCGCAGAGGACAACUCGUUACCAGCUCAAGCCGUCAAGCCGAUAAUGGUCGUGCGGCCAACCGUGGCCACGCAAAUGGCAACGACGACAUCGGUUGAGCUGCAGAAGUCCCGAUCGUCAUCGUGAAAGAGCGCCCCGCCAGAAGCAGUCGAGCCCAAAGUCAAGAACGAGGAGGGGAUCGGUAACUUGCCCGCAACGCGACGCCACUCCUCGCAGUGAUGAGAAUCCGAUGAGGUUACAAAAAAUUUCAUUUUCAUGAAGUUGUAUCUUAUCUAUAUGGAGAAAAUUCCACCGACACAUUUGAUUUGAGCACUUUUGGUUUUCUCUAUAGAACCAUUCCAAUAACCAGCAACAACUGCAUUUAUGAUGGGAAAAUUGAAAGUGACCGGAAAUAUUCAAAAGGCCAUGGAAUUAGAAAAACUGAUGGACAGUUUGAAAUCCAAAUUGUAGUCUGAAAAGUUACAAAGAAUGUUGAUUCUUUUUAUAAGCAAAGUUUUGUAAAAAUGGUUAAAUUAGGGUACAGCAA